UUCUACUGCAACAUCGCAGGUAUGGACAGCGAGACAGGGGGAGACAAAGAAGGAAAUAAUGAAACAACAUCUAGAAAGAUGAUUGUUGGAGUAAUUCCAACCGGAGAUGAGCCUGAUGGUAGAGAUGAAGAUACAUCAAAUGCUGAACAAGAUCACACUCAGGGGGAGCAGCAAGAGCAUCCAACCGGAGAUGAGCCUGGUGGUAGAGAUGACGAUACAUCAAAUGCUGAACGAGAUCACACUCAGGGGGAGCAGGAAGAGUACCAAACUGAAAGAUCAAGGUGGCCACAAAACCUUAAGGUGUACUCACGGAGACAGAGAGCUGAGGAUGAUCAAGUGCAAGGGGAGGAAGAAAUCUCUUUGAGUCAGAAUCCUGAUGCUCAAAUACAGCCAGAUUUACAUGACUCAAGUUCAAGUCCCUCUACAAGUGAUGGAAGCGAAGAGGUGCCCCACAUGGAGAGGUGCCAUGCUAGAAGAAAUGGCAGCACUUGACAAGAAUAACACAUGGGUCAUGAUGAUGAAGAGAUAUCGAGGUUAAAGAAGGCAUUGGCAUGUUCGUUUGAAGUCAAAGACCUGGGAUACCUUCACUACUUUCUUGGGAUUGAGGUUGUUUAUGGUGCACAAGGUAUUUAUCUCUCUCAAAGGAAG
This is a messenger RNA of Lolium rigidum, 648 nucleotides long. Its product is annotated as acrosomal protein SP-10-like. The record is from RefSeq and is a predicted model, not a curated record. The coding region runs from base 22 to 492 and encodes 156 amino acids. Lineage: Eukaryota; Viridiplantae; Streptophyta; Magnoliopsida; Poales; Poaceae. The transcript is spliced from 4 exons.